UUGCGCUUUUUAGUGUAACACUAUUUUCACCGCUUGGAAUGUUUUGAUCAACCCUCGCGCCGUUGAACUUUGCUACUCCGGCCCAUACCACAGUAUGACGUAUUUCGCCCGGGACCACCCUUUUUUUGUGUAGCUUCCCAGCUAACUGAGCUAGCCGAGUUCAGCCGCCGAUGACUGUAAACAACCACGGAAUGCCUCGGAGAAAGAAGCCCGGCCAGAGCCCGGCCAGAGGAGACGGCGGCGGCGGCAACCGACCGCCCCACGCACAUCCCGACGCAAUGGCGAGCAACUUUCCGUCCGGCGACACGCUCUCCAGCUCCGACAAGGAUAAAAUCGUUAAAAACAUGCAGGAGAUGUUUUCACACCUGGACUCCGAAGUGCUGUACAUCGUGCUGUCCGAAUGCGAUUUUAAAGUUGAAAACGCAAUGGACGCCCUCUUGGAGCUCUCGGUGGCAGCUGAGACUGCAGCCCCUGUUCCUUCCGUCUCCGGCUUUGAGCGCACGGCUGCAGCACUUCUCAGUCCCCACCAUUUCUCUGAAUCCAGACCUCGCCCAGACGCCUCCAAACCAUCACAGCAGCUCCCCUCACCUCCCUCUACAAAAUCCCUGGCAGACGAGUUGGACCUGGUGGUUGAUAAGGAACUAGAGGGGCUGACUGCCCAACAACUGCACAAGGACGAGCACCUCAGCAACCAGGAUUUAUCUUCUGGUGUAUCCUUUUCCCCACCAUGUCUGCAACAGACCCUUCCUGAAUUGCUUCAGUCCAGCCUUGAAGCUAAAUCUAAAGGUCCCUCUGCUGAGCAGACAGGCCAAGUAGUCAGCCAGUUGGAGCACAUCACUGAAACUAAUUCCUCCCUGGACCAACUCAGACAAGACAGGCAGGAACCGGCUUUGGACCUGGCCGCUUCGGGACGUCCCUCUGCUUUCCAGGUGUAUAAAAAGCAGGAACCUCCGCAUUGUCAUUCAGAGUGGGAUGUAGUCACAGGAGCAAGAUCUAAGAUGAACACAUUGAAUCAAGAACCACUUGGCAACAUCUCCUCAGCCUGGAACCUGGAGGCACCGGUGUUUUCUCCCCGUAUUCAUGGAAACCAGUCACCAGCCUUUAUCACCCCUGUGGCCCAACCACCCUCCGUCUGGUUUAGUAAACCCUUACAUUUGAACCCAGUAUAUCAAGCACCACUCAAACCUUUGGCUCCUAUUCCAAAAUCCUGGGCUGUACCUGGCGCUGUAAAGCACUCUGACAAGAACAGCAGACUCCGCCUGGAAGGGAAGCUGCUCGUUCUGCUACGCGGUGCUCCAGGAUCAGGCAAAUCGUCCUUGGCAAGAGCUUUAUUAGAGGAUAACCAGGGUGGAAUUAUACUAAGCACUGAUGACUACUUCACUCAGAAUGGACAAUAUCGGUUUGACCCCACUUUCCUGGGGGAGGCUCAUGAAUGGAACCAUAAACGAGCCAAGGAAGCUUUUGAGAGGGGCACUAACCCCAUCAUCAUUGACAACACCAACAUGCAGGGCUGGGAGAUGAGACCUUAUGUGGUUCAGGCGCUGACACAUGGAUAUAAAGUGCUGUUCCGAGAGCCAGACACUUGGUGGAAAAACAAGCCCAGAGAACUGGAAAGACGCACAUCACACAAUGUACCAGUGGAAACAAUCCGUCGGAUGCUUGAUGGAUAUGAGCGCUUUGUCACGGUCCAGAACAUUAUGGAUUCACAGAUGCCUGAACACAAACAUCGCCUCCUUCUGGAUAAUAGGAGCUCAAAGCCAAAAUCUUCAGGGACACCUUGUCCUGACCUGGUAGAGCAGCCGGAGUUAAUGGAGGGGUUUAAGAAAUCUCGAUCUCAGCUGUUUUCUUCUCUGCCUGACGUGUCAUCCAUUGGUUGCCCUGCUGAAUUGGUAACACUGGGAGACAGCACCCACAAAUCGACUAAGGCACUCAGUUUGCCAGAUGAUGGCGAACCUACAGAAAACACAGAAUUUUCGGAUGGAGACGAUUACAUGGACUUAGGGGACUUAGAUUCUGAAUUGGAUGCUCAUUUACAGAUGGACCAUUCAUUGGGCUCUCAGAGGAUUCCUGACUGUAUUGUGGAAUCAGUGAUGAAUGAAGAUCGCCAUGGUGAUGAAAUGCCUGUGGCUUUCGCUGAAUCAAUUGGACAAAGAGUGAAAAGACAAAGGCCAAGCAGGAGGUCUGAAUUCACAGAUCUAGUGAAAGAUACAAACCAGUUAGAAUGCGAGGCAAAUGAAGAAAGAAAGAAUGAGGAGGCAGAAGAAGUUGUGUUGAUGAGUGAUGAACCAGAGAACAGAAUGCCUGAGAUGUUAGAUUUUGUAGGGGACUGGCCUCAAGCGUCUCGUGAACAGCGACAGCUGAGGAGAAAAGAAAGACACACAGAAAGUAAUUUGGAGGAGGUUGAAGGCGUGUCUCUAGAAACUAAUGAAACAAAAGUGCAGUCUGACUCUCCAUUUACAGAGUUUCUGAAGAUUGCUGAUGUUAUGCAGACAGGUGCAGCUGUCAUUCAGGCCAGAGCUUCCCAUUCGUCUUCUCCUUCUCAGAGCUGUGGAGGGGAAUCUGAGAAAGAAGAGCAAGCAGAUAGCAGCUUUGAAGAAUCCAGCGGCAGCGGACUCAGCAGUGAAGAGAGACCGCACACCUUAAACCACUUCAACAGCAGCAGCAGCAGUGAUUUACCAGACUGUGUGUUAGACUGGAAGUCACCUGUCUGUCCUGCAGACGAGAAAGCAACAGUUAAUAAUGCGAAGGGGCUUCCAAUUGAAAAUGAAACUAUUGAUUCAACAGGAGGCCAUGUUCAAGAAACAGAAGCUGCCAUAGAAACAGAAGCUGUGGAUUUGACAUCAACCAACAAAACCUGUCUGUCUACUGCAGUCCGUGGUGGUGGUCAUACUGAUAUAUGUGCCAAUGAAUACACAGAUAACGUUAGAGAGCGUGGACCUGAGGUUGGCAGCCAUGUUAGAGAGGAGUGUCACAGUCCCGUCUGUGAGAGCUCCAUGGAAGCAGAUGUCAGUGGAGGCAGUCAGGAGAAAAAGCAACGACAAGGUCGCAGACCUGGGAAACAUUGUAAGCUAGCUCUCACCUUCACUCAAAACUGCCCCGCUUCUUCAUCAGAUAUGCUUGAAAAUCCCUUUACCACAGUUCAAAACACAGACAGCUGUGGGAUUCCAAAUAAGACCGAUGUGGAACCUAACUUGAAUCCUACCUGUAACUCCAGCGUUAAGCUUGAACCAAAUGUAGACCUUUGUAAAGAGUCCGUAUCCGAAGCAGACUUACAGCCUUGUUCUCUGGUAGACACAGGCUGCUUCACCCAGACAGAACCUCAAGAUUUUGCCCUUCUUUGGCGUCUUAAUCAUCAAGACCACCCAGAUAAUAUAGUAAUCCAUGACUCCAGCCACGUCAGUGACUUUAAAGUCCUGUCUGGUGACUCUUCUCGCUUUGUGCCAGAGCUUUCCACAGCUACUUUACCAGCUGAUACAGUUCAUCCGUCUUUCCACAAAGAGGUCCCUUAUCGUGUGGUGCAUGAGAGAGGCACACAGGUGGAGGAGAAGGACUUUGGAGUGAACCAAGACCGGUCUGAAAGCCUAAGUAUCCUCAGUCAACAUUUUAAACUUGUUGCCUUUGAUACAUUGGAAGAUCUAUAUGACAAAUGCCAUCAGGACCUAGAAUGGACCACCAACCUGCUGCUGGACUCUGGAGAGAGAUUUUCUAGAGAUGAGGAUGGUGAUGGGAGUGAAGAUGAACUGAAUGCAUCUAGUGUGUAUGGAACUUUAGACAAGACCAUACAAUCAAGCGAAUGUGCCAAAGGGUUCAAUGAGUCCAGUUCUGAAGAUCUGCAUAAGGCAGGGACAACUGGGUCAGAGCAAGAUAUUCCGCAGUUAACCUGUGGGAAGGUUGGCGAGUCAGAUGUGAGCUCCAGUAAUCACAAUGUUCUGUGUUCUGAUGGUGUAGCUGAUCCAGUUAGAAACAAGGAACAUCUCGAUACAACCUCUGAAUUAGUAAACACACCUCAAGUGGAACUUAAUCAACCCCGAGCAACAAAAGAAGGAGAACACACACUAAGACCAGAACCCAAACUAGACGACGAAGCUUGGUGUGGGAGCUUAGACGAUGCAGUAAUAAUAGAAGAGACGAGAGUCGAGAAUGAAGACGAGAUUGCCAGCAUGGAUGAGGUCGAGCGGCUGCUGCAGGCUGAACUAGACGAGAUGGAGAGAGAAGCCAAACAGAGGAGGGAGGAGCGAAGAAGCAAACAUCUGGACAUACAGAGCUUGGAGCUGAAACUACCCACCGAGCUGGCUCUUCAGCUUGCUGAACUCUUCGGUCCUGUAGGAGUAGACCCAGGUACAUGCUCCACCGAUGACUAUGCAGUAAAGAUGGAUCUAAAUCUGGCUAAACUGCUCCAUCACAAGUGGAAGGAAACAAUCCAGGAAAGGCAGAAUCAAGCAGCUCUUUCUUUUCGCCUACUCAAGGAAGGUUCAACACACUGGGGUGAGUCACAGUGGGACAAACCUGGACCAACAGAGCAGACAUGGGCAUCGCAUGACCUCCAACCAGAUCCCCGUGUUCAGAUGCCAUUCAUGGACCACUGGAAUGUGUCUCAUUCACAUGUCUCUCUUAGAGACAUUAUAAAGGAGGAGCAGGCCUUGCAGAACAUGGCGAAGACUCGACAAAGUCGAGCAGACCAGCGAGAUGGAGCAUCACAGUUCAAGGAGAACCAGCUGUACUCCAGUUUCCCCACUAUUGACAGACAUUUCCUUCAAGACAUCUUCAGAGACCACAAUUACAGUCUAACCAAGACAGAGCUCUUUCUUCACUCUUUGCUGGAUGAGGAACCAGUCAAGACUGUUGUUGCCCCAGAAACUCCUCGAUCCCACCAACACAGACCAGCCAGCAAGGAAAGGGAAAAGUGGCAAAAACACCUGGAAUCCGCCGCACUCCACUAUCAGGACACUGAGGACCCAGAGUAUGAGGACUUCAGGGCUGAGGCCGGACUGCAGAGGAGCCGACAGCUUGAGAGUUUCUCCAAAGCUGCCGAGGCCUACAAACAGGGACGCAAAGAAGUAGCUUCAUUUUAUGCACAGCAGGGCCACCUGCAUGGUGAGCGGAUGCACGAGGCCAACCACCGUGCAGCAGUACAGAUUUUUCAAAGGGUGAACUCAUCACUGUUGCCCAACAACAUCUUGGACCUUCAUGGACUGCAUGUAAACGAGGCCUUGGAGCAUCUGACCCAGGUGUUGCAGGACAAAACCUCAGACUGUGAGCAGGGUCUGUGUCGACCUCAGCUCUCUGUCAUCACAGGAAGAGGGAACCACAGUCAGGGGGGCGUGGCACGCAUCCGCCCCGCCGUUAUAGAAUACCUCACCAGCAAACAAUACAGGUUCACUGAGCCAAAGCCAGGACUCGUGUUGGUGUCUUUGAGGUGAUAUGAACCUGGUUUGCUGGAUUCAAGCUAAAGCGGCUGUAGAAGCAAACACACCUACACACAAACACACACGCGGAUGCAAAUAUAUUAAUUGAAAUGUGGCCUUGGUUAAAUUUGAAAGUUGAUUCGAAAAUCUUAAUCUUAAUUGAAAUCUGAAUCAGAAUUGCAUCCCUUUUAUGAAGGCUACUUUAAUUAUAAACACAGACAUUUUUAUGCUCCUGUAAAGCUACAAAGUUUGUACAGUGUAUUUUAUAUUUUAAAUAUUUAAAAAUGUCAUUAUUUUUGCUUUGCAGUUGCAUUUAUGCCUUUUAAAGACCCCAUGGUGUUUAGAAGGCUCUAUGUUAAAUAAGGUGUUUGAUAAUUCAUAAGUCUACUAAUCUGGAGUCAUGUUUACGAGAUGAGUGCUUUAUGCAACUCGAUGUAACUCAUGAUAGCGAGCUGCCUGCUUGGAGCUAGUUUUAGAGGGAACCUUUUGAAGACGUAGUGUAAACAGCUUGUCGAUAAAUCUACAUUUGUUGCUGUUCUCUAAGGGGGCUAUUUUUAAUGGUACAGUGCAACAAUAUUUAAACUCAGGUAAAGACUUCUUUUUAGAAGCCAGUGGUGUGUUCUCAGCCUGUUGGUGCUGGUAGCGUUCUGGACACAAGUGCCACAUUUUGUAUCAGCGGUGUGUGAUGUCUCUUUUAUUUAGCUACAGCAAAACUGUGUCAAUGUGUCACUGUACAUUAUGUAAAUACAAGUAUUAUGAAGAGUUGUAUUUUUUUACCCAUUUGUUCAAAUGAUUUUACAAAGACUAAUGUAAUGAGGAAUAAAAUCGAUCUAAUUUUC
Molecule: messenger RNA, 6244 nt
Organism: Betta splendens (Siamese fighting fish)
Lineage: Eukaryota; Metazoa; Chordata; Actinopteri; Anabantiformes; Osphronemidae
Gene: n4bp2
Product: NEDD4 binding protein 2
Exons: 16
Coding region: 171-5420 (1749 amino acids)
Molecular function (GO): ubiquitin binding
Source: RefSeq, a predicted model, not a curated record